AUGUCUCCUCCCAAGCAACCGAACCAGCCGAUCGAGGACACAAUUCCAGAACAAUUUGGUCCUCACCCGCCGUCUAUGAUCAAGGAGGAUGACCUUAUAGGUGUCCGCUUCCUUUGCGGCCUCCCCGAUACAUCAAAGAUACUGGCCCCGACCAGCGAGCAGUCACCGGAGGACCCUCCGGAAGGGUACUGCUCUAACUUGGAGCGAGGCUCCUUAUCCCGUACCUUCGCUGACUACUUCAUAAACUUCUGCGGUGGUCAGACUGCUUGGGAUUCCUUCCCCUCCCACCAAGUUUGGGAGUCCGGAGCUCGAGAAACGACCUCCGAGCCCCCUACUCCUGCGAGCUCCCAGGUGGGAAAAGAUGCGAGCGAGAUUCCCAAGAAAAGGAAGGCCCCGGACUCCACUCCGAUAUCUCGGGAGACUUCUCGCCUUCGCACGGGUGAUUCGGCGAAGCGACCUGAAGCCAGCUCGCUGAGGAAACGAGCUGAGGUUAGUCCGAAAGGGGCUAACCCCUAUCCUCCCCCCACUGGGCAGAAAGGCGAACCCCAUCAUGAACUACCAGCUCCCCCGAAGUCGCUUGCGGACAUGAUGCGCAGUUUCAGCCGGCCAGGAGCUCGGACCCUUAUCGAGUUCAAUAGUGCGGUCGCAAGCUACGAGCACCAACUGCUCUCCAACCCUGACGCCAAUGUCGUCAAGGAACUUCCGAACCAUCUUGAGGUGGAGAAGGCCAAGAAGUUCGGCUCCCGUCUUAAGUCAUUGGAGUCGGAUCUGAAGAUCGCGGAGGCCUCUCUCGAGGACGCUCAAGAUAAGCAGAAAAAGGCCGUUGAUCUGUACCUCGAGGCCGUCGAGGUGGAGAAGUCUGCAAGAAGGGAGGUUGACGAACUGCGGCUCAGAAACCACGCGAUGGAGGUCAAAUUCCGCGCGGAGAUAAAGAAAGCUCUUCGCGAGGAGCGGAGGGAAACCCGGGCUCAACUUCGGGAGGCGGCUGAGGGCGUGCACGUUUUCCUCAGCGAUCACAACCGCUUAGUCCUUGCCACUAUUCGUGCUGCCGAAAUUACGGCCAAUCGGAUGCUCGUGGAGGAGAUAGAGGCGGGGGAGAUUGCCGACCUGCAAGCCGAGCUCGAAACUCCUAGGAAGGACGAGAUCGAAGCCAUCUAG
Molecule: messenger RNA, 1158 nt
Organism: Capsella rubella
Lineage: Eukaryota; Viridiplantae; Streptophyta; Magnoliopsida; Brassicales; Brassicaceae
Exons: 6
Coding region: 1-1158 (385 amino acids)
Source: RefSeq, a predicted model, not a curated record